Equus caballus (horse) is the source of this 759-nucleotide messenger RNA. It is a transcript of the gene MS4A5, whose product is annotated as membrane spanning 4-domains A5. The record is from RefSeq and is a predicted model, not a curated record. Gene Ontology annotation, cellular component: plasma membrane. NCBI's taxonomy places the organism in Eukaryota, Metazoa, Chordata, Mammalia, Perissodactyla, Equidae.
UCCAAGACAAAGUAUAACAACGCCAGUGCUCCAGACAGCCUUGGUACAGGAGAAGAACAUGGUCUAAACUGGAGUAGCAACUAAAGCAUUUUUUCACUUCAAAAUAUCAACUACACCAUCAUGGAUUCAAAUCCUCCACGCAAUCCUGUGUUUCUGGUAUUUCCUCCAGAGAUCGCCAUUCCUGAAUUUCAGUCAACGGACUUUACAGCUACGACCUAUGAGUCUAGCAGUCCCUUUCCAAAAUUACUUGCUGCAAAAAUGAAAGUCUUAGGGACUAUCCAGAUUGUGCUUGGACUGAUGAACUUUUCUUUUGGAGUUGUUUUCCUUUUCACCUUUGAAAACCCGUACCCAAGAUUCCCCUUUAUAUUUGUUUCAGGAUAUCCAUUCUGGAGCACCCUUUUGUUCAUUAAUUCUGGAGCCUUCCUAAUUGCAUUGGAAAGAAAAGCCACAGAAACUCUGGUGGCAAGGAGCCGAAUAAUGAAUUUUCUUAGUGCCCUGGCAGCAACUGCUGGAAUCAUUCUCCUCACAUUUGGCUUCAUUCUAGAUCAACACUACUUUUGUGGCUAUUCUGAAGAAGUGAGUCAAUGUCAACCUGUUACCACCCUAUUCAUUGGAAUUUUGACUAUGUUGAUGGCCUUCAGCAUUAUGGAAUUACUCAUUGCUCUGUCUUUCUCAAUUUCGAAGAGCAACCUUGACUGUUGUGAUUCUGAGGCAUGAUGUUAAAUAGCUCUGUGAGAAUAAAGAUGUGUUAUAAUAUUA